AUGUCUACCCAGGUUAUUGACUUUCAAGAUUCCCAUCAUUUCUACCACAAGGGAGUCGAAUCACGCCCUAAGUGGGCAUUUGAUGAAGCUCGAAAGCAAAUCAUCGCCAAGUACGGAAGACUUAUGAGCGCUAUGCCAAACACGGCGCAUGUUGUUUUCCAGGACUUUGAAGGAAAGGGUAACGGAGGUUCUGUAGCACGCAUAGGGGUGUUUGUUGGAGACCUCUCGGUUACAGGUGCGGGCAGUAAAACAAAGGCACCAACUGUACUCAGCCCGUCAAGGCAAUGGGAAACCUGGUUUGAUGUUCAUUAUCAGGUCAAACUUAUAUUUGUGUCCUCUAAUGACGAGGGUAAGGUCUCUACUGGGAAAUCGAUUGAGGAGAUUAAUAAUGAAAUUGAGAGAGGAACUCAAGGGGCUUCCCCUGACUGGCUAUAUUACAAGAUGAAAUAUUCCUUACAUGUCUUUAAUUACAAUGGUAUGGGAGAGCGAAGGAAUGCUAUAUUUGAAACAGAGUUCUACCCCUUGCAGCGUCGCUUCUUCACCAAGUUUGAGCAAAAGCUUGAUAUUAUUUUGCUAGAAUCAAUCUACAAUCUUCUAAAGAACGCUGAAGUGGACGAUUCUCAGAGUUCCAUCAAGCUCAACACGAAUAUUCGGGAACGACAAAAUCACCCAGUCGACAAUGCGAGCAGUGAAGAAACCAUACUCCGGCUUACUAAAAGCAGAAAAAGACAAGAUAUCGAUCUCUAUAUCAUGCCAGCUGAUUUCGGAGGUUUGGCAUUGAUGCCACUCAAGAAGACCUACAAGCUAAUGACGUUGAAUGAGAAGCCGCACAUGUCCAGGGAAGCAGUUAAUAGAGAAGGAAAGGGGAAGUCAGGACUGUCGCGACCAGAAGAGAAGGCCUUGCUCAAAGACCAGCAAAGGCGAGCAAGACUAGAUGGCGAUUCUGGAAAGUCCGACAAUGAUCCGAUUGAAGAUGGACAGAACCAUGGGCGUCCAAGACCUAAGAAGACUCUGAAACUGAAAAAGAGUCUGAAGUCAUAA
This is a messenger RNA of Fusarium musae, 1041 nucleotides long. RefSeq lists its product as uncharacterized. NCBI's taxonomy places the organism in Eukaryota, Fungi, Ascomycota, Sordariomycetes, Hypocreales, Nectriaceae. The coding region runs from base 1 to 1041 and encodes 346 amino acids. The transcript has 2 exons. The record is from RefSeq and is a predicted model, not a curated record.